Messenger RNA from Brassica napus (rape), 1071 nucleotides. RefSeq names its product putative F-box protein At5g51000. The coding region runs from base 1 to 1071 and encodes 356 amino acids. The record is from RefSeq and is a predicted model, not a curated record. NCBI's taxonomy places the organism in Eukaryota, Viridiplantae, Streptophyta, Magnoliopsida, Brassicales, Brassicaceae. The transcript has 2 exons. Gene Ontology annotation, molecular function: protein binding.
AUGACAAGAAUCUCGAAUCUUUCACAAGAUUUGAUAGAGGAGAUACUCUCUAGGGUUCCGUUAACUUCUCAGCGAGCGGCUACAUCCACUUGCAAACAAUGGAACGGUUUUUAUAAAGAUGAAAGUUUUACAAAGAAGCACCGUGGUAAAGCAGCUCACGAUACCAUGGAGAUCAUGGUGUAUGAUUCCAGGGUUCGUUUAGUGAGGGUCGAUCUCCAGGGAGUCCUUAAGAGAAAACAAGGCUUAGUUGAGCUAUCCAAAAAGCUAAUAGGUCAACUUAACCAUAUCAUGGUAUCUGAUGAUGAUGGAUUAUUGUUAUCCCUUCCCAAAAACGGUAUGGUGAAGUCUGAUCCCGUGGUAUGGAACCCGUAUUUGGGACAAGUCAGGUGGAUCAAACCCAGAAAACAAUUGACCAUCUCGGGUAGGUAUAGGUAUUGUAUGGGAUACAGCAACAAGAACAACCACAAAAUCUUGAGGUUUUUGUAUCAUUACAAUGGUACUACUGUUGAGCACGAAAUAUUCAAUUUUAAAUCUGAUUCAUGGAGGAGAUUUAGACGUUGUCUUGAUCUGGAUGCUAACUCUCGUAGUGGAGACUCUGUGAUUCUAUCUGUUGUUAGAGAAGAACAGCUUGCAGUGUUAUUUUACAGGGACGCCGUGAUUCUAUCUACUGUAGGAGAAGAACGGCUUGCAGUGUUAUAUCACCGAGUUGAUACAUAUGAGUUUGAGAUACAGAUUACAACAAAGAUUGAGGCGGCCAAUGAGGUGACAUGGACAAGUUUCUUGAAAGUUGAUGUGAAGCCUUUCGUUGAAAUAUCUUGGAGGUUUCCUCCGUGUGGGAGUUUCUUCGUCGACAAGAAUAAGAAAGUGGCAUUGAUUUGGGAUAAUUAUAACUGCAACAGAGCAUACGUGAUUGGAGAGGAUAAUUACUUCGCAAGAGUGGCUCUCGGAGAAUCUCAAUGUUGGCCACUUGUGUGCUCUUAUGUUCCAAGUUCGGUGCAAAUUCAGAGGUCCAGUACAUGCACCAGGCAAAAGGAAAGUACGGAAACCCGACUGAGUUGGGCGAGUGGUUAG